Capsella rubella is the source of this 1559-nucleotide messenger RNA. RefSeq lists its product as uncharacterized. The record is from RefSeq and is a predicted model, not a curated record. The coding region runs from base 37 to 1308 and encodes 423 amino acids. NCBI's taxonomy places the organism in Eukaryota, Viridiplantae, Streptophyta, Magnoliopsida, Brassicales, Brassicaceae. The transcript is spliced from 6 exons.
AAUAUAAAAACGCAGGAGAAGACGGUUGAAUUCAAGAUGGAUGUUUCUGAUGAAAGCAUCAAAAGGGCAGCUAUGAAAGUUGUCUGGAUGUUUUCAGUUACUUUGGUAGACGUCAAUGAAAAAGGUAAACUAAAGGUGAGGGGAUGUUUUGAUGAGAUUGAAAUGGGGAGAAUACUUUGGGAGGAGAUAGAUAACUCUGUUGAUAUAAUAACCGAUCCAAUGCAAAGCUCGGAGCAAAAUUAUCACAUCCCGGGUUUGAAUACAGCCUACAAUUAUCUGAACCCUCCGAAAGAACAGGAGAUAGCUGUAUUCAAGUUUCAAGUUCUUGAUGGACGUAUCAUAUGGGAAGCUAUGCAAGUUAUCUGGGAGUUUUCAGAGGUUACUUCGGUAGAGGUCAAAAAUGGUUUUUAUCUAAGAGUGAUGGGAGGAGAAUUUCACAAAUUGGAAAUGGUGAUGAAACUAAAGUACGUAGAUAAAGAUGUUAAACUAUGUCAAGGAAAAGAUGUAGAAGUAGAGCCGAAAAAGCAACCAGAUGCCGAUAAUACAAUACCGAAAAAGACGUUCGGACACGGUACUCGUCAGUAUGAACCUGUACAAAGACAACAAGGUAUUCAUAACCAAGCAAGACAGCCGCUAAACAACGGUCCUGCGGAUGGACCUUUUUAUGUACAAACAAAUCAGCUGCCAAUGUAUUGGCGUGAAGUUAUGGAUAAACGUAAUGCGAAAAACCCCUUUCUGCAGCAACAAAAAGGAGGCUACGCUGCACAGAACUUUGGUAAGAAGAAGCAACAACUUGAUCAAGUGAAUCAGCCAAAGCCAGAAGGAGGAAUGUUUAAAAAUUGGUUUGGUGGCAAGAAACAACCUGAUAAGGUUAAUCAUGAAGUAUACAAGCCUCGAAACGCCGAGUUUCACUAUCCGCAAAUGAGAAAAGGUCGAGAUGGAAAAUAUAAAUAUGUGAAUCCAUUUACAGCGUCACUAGGUUCCGAAGGAUCAACAUCAAGUUUUAGAGCAUCAGAGUUUGCCACAAGCAGUAGGCGGAACCGUUCGUCUAGUUUAUCAGGAUCAAGCAGUGCUAUGGACUUAUCUCAGUUCACACAACAAGGCAGUAGUAUGGCAUAUUCCUCUCAGUUCACACCACCGAGCAGUUCGUCGAGUUUCUCCCACUCACGGUCAAGAAGUUCGGAGAAUCUCUCUCAAAGCACAUUCUCAAGUAGUAUAGGGAACCCCUAUACGUCCUUGGGUUCAAACAGAUCGAGUCAGUCUAACAGAGGCCAAAGUUCAACACAAACACAACGAAGGCAUGCAUGAUCAGUUGCAAAGAAAGGGAGACUUGUCAAAAAUAUGGUCCAGCGUUUUAUCUAGUCUAUCACCAGUUUGAGCACCAUGGACUAGAAACAAUAAAAGUAGAAUUUCAUAUCUUCUUGUACAAUAAAGUUUGUUUCAUUAUCUGUCAUGUGGUUUUAUAAUUAUGUAUUGGCGAUCUAUUGUGUAUUUUGUUAACAUUAUUUAUGAUUUGGUCCUCUAGUUUUGUUGAGUCGAGUGAUAUCGUUUAUGUUGAU